GCUGUCUCGCCCCCGUCUGCAGUUGAAUAAUUCACUCGAUUGAUUCCAGAUGCACCGGUCGGCCUCGCUCCUGUUGACUGCUUGUACUCUGCGGUCACCGGCGUGCAAACAACUGCAACGAGGCCUUCGCACCUCCUGCGCAACUCAUUGCACGGCAUCGGGUGAUGGAAAUGGCAACGAUCUCACCCCUAAUCCACCGAAGCAAACCUCGUUUGGCACUUGCCGUGAAUGUGGUGGCGUGCUGAAACCGGCUCCUACGCUCACACCGACUACAAGAUACAUCCAUUGCGAGAAUUGUAACAAAUUGUACGCUGGCAACAUCAUAGAUGAAAGCUCAAAGCAAUGGUCACUCAAAGGUGAUCAACGAAGAAGUCCACCUUAUCCUAGUCAAAUUGCCGAAUACUUGGAUCGCUUUGUGGUCGGCCAAAAACAAGCAAAGAAAACUCUUGCUGUAGGGGUUUAUCAGCAUUACCGUCGUCUCGAACACAACAUAGAAAGUGGAGCUGGAUCCAUUCAUCAAAUGAAAGAAGAGGUGAAAAGCACUCCCAGAGGUGUUUUGUAUCAGGAUGAAAAUAGGAUUGGUCAUAUUGCUUCUAGCGAGAUAAGGACGACUCCAAUGGCUUCAGCCUACAUGCAGCAGAUACCGAGUAUGCAGCCUAUAGCUCCUAGACGUGCACCUCCAGUGUUCCGCGCAAUUCCCGAAAAAGAACCUGUAGUGAGACUUGAAAAGUCGAAUAUUCUAUUAAUAGGGCCCUCUGGAGUCGGCAAAACAUUCCUUACCCAGACGUUGGCCAGAAUUCUUGACGUUCCAAUAGCACUUUGUGAUUGCACCUCAAUGACCCAAGCAGGAUAUGUUGGUGAAGAUGUGGAGAGCGUUAUUCAGAAACUUGUACAAGCAGCCGGCGGAAAUGCAGAGAAAGCGCAACAAGGCAUUGUAUUCCUCGAUGAAGUAGACAAAAUCGCUGCUGCACAUGAAGGACAUUCUGUUGCCUACAGAGAUGUAAGCGGUGAAGGCGUACAACACGCUUUACUUAAGUUGGUGGAAGGUACUGUAGUAAAUGUCAAAAGUGGACGUAAAGGAGUAGGAGCGCAACAAGAUACCGUUCAGGUGGAUACUUCGGAUAUCCUCUUUGUUGCGUCUGGGGCAUUUAACAAUCUAGAUAAAAUCGUUGCUCGCCGACUUGACAAGAAAAGUCUAGGAUUUGGCUCAUCCUCUGGUGAACUUCGGGUUUCAUCGGACGAUCCAAACUCUGAGCAAGCUAGAAAGCGUGAUCACUUGCUCUCAAAGGCUGACCAGGGAGAUCUGAUCAAUUUUGGUAUGGUGCCUGAAUUAGUUGGUCGUUUCCCAGUGCUAGUCCCAUUCCACUCUUUCGAUCAAGAUAUGUUGGUCCGUGUACUGACUGAACCACAAAACUCUCUACUCACUCAAUUAAAAUUGCAAUUUGCUAUUGAUAACGUAGACCUUUCCUUCUCAUCAGAAGCAUUACAGCAGGUUGCCCAAUUAGCACUGGAGCGAAAAACCGGUGCUCGUGCUUUGCGUUCUAUCUUGGAGGGUGUACUGUUGGACGCUAAGUUCACUGUCCCUGGUAGCGAUAUUGAAUCAAUACACGUUACACGGGAAGCAGUAUUAGGAGAGGCUGAAGUGGAAUACACGAGACGUCCCGCUGAAGUGAAAAUCGAGAAGAAGGCUGUAUCAGCCAUGUAAAAAACAAAUCAUACAGUCAACAAGCUGCAAGCCCUUUAUUGCGAUCAUCUGUUUGGUCAGAUUUUUUCGUGAUUUUUAUCCCACAUCAAUAUUCUUGAGUGAUUCUACCUAGCAUUCAUGAUACUCGCCUUUGGGGUGUUGUUACCGCUGGCUUUCGACCAGGAUAGUAUCUUCACUAAUAUCUUUCUGUGGACUUUUUUGGAGAAUUUUUGCAUCAAAUGUCAGUCAAUUCUCGUUUGGUACAUAAUGAGCACAUGGUGUACAUAUACAUG
Messenger RNA from Cylicocyclus nassatus, 1977 nucleotides. Lineage: Eukaryota; Metazoa; Nematoda; Chromadorea; Rhabditida; Strongylidae. The record is from the annotation of a GenBank genome assembly.